Osmerus eperlanus (European smelt) is the source of this 8143-nucleotide messenger RNA. Its product is annotated as trinucleotide repeat-containing gene 6B protein-like. The record is from RefSeq and is a predicted model, not a curated record. Gene Ontology annotation, biological process: positive regulation of nuclear-transcribed mRNA poly(A) tail shortening; miRNA-mediated post-transcriptional gene silencing. NCBI's taxonomy places the organism in Eukaryota, Metazoa, Chordata, Actinopteri, Osmeriformes, Osmeridae. The coding region runs from base 424 to 6693 and encodes 2089 amino acids. Gene Ontology annotation, cellular component: P-body; nucleoplasm. Gene Ontology annotation, molecular function: nucleic acid binding. The transcript has 21 exons.
CAUGGUUUGGUGUGGUAGCGCCCCCUUCUGCAGAGAGAUCAGAUCGCAUCUCCCUCCUCCCCCCUCUGAUCAACAACACAGGCGCUUGCACAGAGAAGCAAAAUGGCCGAUAGUAAACUAACCGAUCUCACAUCGCUCGACAGUCAUCAAGAGGUUAUGCAUGUUUUGUUUAAAGCUUAAAGACUACAUACAAACUACAGGAUAUUUACAUGUCCAGCUCUUUUCUAUAAUUAACGUUUUACCUUUUGGUGAAUUUCCUUUAUUCUUCUAUUUAGCCUUGAACGCCUCGAAGAACUAGCUCGCUCGCUAGCUUAGCAAGCCAGUCAGCUACAGUACCUUAGGUCUGCAAGAAUUUUGCACAGAAGCACUUUAUGUAGUUUGUGAUUCCUGAGACAGGAGGAUCAGGAAAGGGAACAGCAGUUCAUGGAAGACAAGAAAAAGAAGAAAGAGGAUAAAAAGAAAAGGGAAGCCUCCCAGAAGGUACUGUCUGCCUCGGUGACUGAACAGAAAAUCAAAGUGCCAGAAUCAAGCAAGCCCCCCUCCACCCAGACGCCAGCCACCCCAGGCUCAGUGUCCCCUAGCCCUGGCCCUGCUCCUCCCUCGUCCCCCUGCCCAGCAGCCGGGGUCGCGGUCCCUCCGGCCGGGAACAAUGCAAAGCGGGCUGCUGUGGCCAACGGACAGCCCCCCUCCUCUGGAACUCAACCCCCCCAGCAGCAGCGCUACAUGCCCCGGGAGGUGCCCCCGCGAUUUCGCUGCCAGCAGGACCAGAAAGUGCUACUGAAGAGGGGCCAGCCCCCGCUGUCCUCCAUGCUGCUGGGAGGAGGCAGUGGGAGGGGAGCCACCCCCCCGCUGCAUGGAGAUGCAGCCGGAGCCACAGAUCCCAACCUGGCUUCAUCCUCAUCGUCACCCCCUCACUCGUCAUCAUCCUCAUCUUCAGUUGCUGCUUCUUCUCCUACUACUACUACUACUUCAACUUAUGCAAAUUCCACAUGGGGGGCGGGCUCUGGCAGCCAGCCCCCUUCUCAGGGCUGGGAGAAGGUGAUUGUGGACGGGUCUGACCUGGAGGAGUGGCCUAGCAUCGUGGCCAGGGCCAGAGUGAGCCCCGAGGGAGGGGAGGGAGCGGAGCUGGACGGCCCGAACAGCAGCAGUGCCUCGUGGAGUGAGAGAAGCGUCCAACAGCCGAAAGGAGGAGGAGGAGGAGUAUCUGGAACGGGAUCCGGGAGCUCCGAGAGUCCCUCUCCGCCUCGCUCCUCUCCUCUGUCCGCCUCGUCUUCGCUCAAUGAAUGUGUGCCGUCCGGCGCCGCGUGGGGCGCCCCCCCGGCCCAGGCAGCCGGGGCCGGGGGGGUUGUUGAGGGUGGGCCGGCAGCAGCAACAGCUCUCUACAAUUCCAAAGUCUCCCCUCUCCCUGGCUCUCAGGAGGGCCCCGGGGGGGUCAGCAGCGGUGGGGGCCUCGGUGCCAACUUCCACCCCAACGCCAACCCCUCCGCCUGGCCCGCCCUGGUGCAGGAUGGGACCCCGGCGGGGGUCGUCGGAGGUGCGACCGAGGGAGGGUCGCCGUCAUCCUCAUCCUCAAUCACACCUUCAUCUUUCUCUGCCAGCACCGCUCAACCUCUCCCCUCUGUGAAUCCAUCCGGCCACCGUCAGCAGCACCUGCUCCAGGACAGGCCUACCUCGGACGCGGAGCAGCACUGGGGAGGGGGACUGGGGCCGGAGAUGGGAGUAGGUGGACCGGGACCAAAAACUGGAGGUGUAGAUGGUAUAAUGGACUGUGGGGCAGGAGGAGGAGGGAGUGGGAAUCUCUCUGGCUCAUCAUCUUCUUCCUCUUCAACUUCCUCAUCGUGGAGAGCGAUGCCUCCGCCCUCCUCCUCCGACCUCAACACAGGUGCCUCUAAGACUGACGGGUGGGGAGGAGGAGGGGGAGGUGCUCAGGGGCAGGAGGGGAGUGUGUGGGGCUUCAGCAGCCAUGGCGACAAGGCAGGGUCGGCGGGAGACAAAGGGUGGGGAAGAGGCAACGAGGGUAGCUCAAAUACCCCAGCGGUAUCUCAGGGAGCUUGGGACAGAGGCCCAGAGGGGGAGUAUGGGUCGGCAGGUGUCGGAGGAGGUUCCGGUAACUUAGCAACGGGAAGUAGCGGAGGAGGUCGAGGCGGGAGCAGCAGCAACAGCAGCAGCAGCGGAGCUAGCGGUGGAGGAGGAGGAGUAGGAGGAGGAGGCGGGGUUUCCCAGGACUCUGCAUCUCCGACGUUUGCGACUAUGACAAGAGCUUGGGACAAUCAGAAGCCAGUGGAAGCUGUGGAGGGAGGGGUAGAGGAGUGGGGAGGCCAGGGAGGAGGAGGAGGGGUGGGGGGAGGCUCCAGGGCGGGGAGCGGUGACCCGAACAAUCAGCAGGAGCACUCCAGCCACCGCCACCGCUCUCAACCGGGCCCCAACGCUGAAGUGGCCUUACAGAGCAUGCUCAGUCGCACCGACCUUGACCCCAGGGUGUUGUCCAACACCGGGUGGGGGCAGACCCAGAUCCGUCAGAAUGUGGCCUGGGACCUGGAAGCGCGAUCAGGAGGAGGAGGGGGGAGAAGUGAUGGAUGCAGUUCAUCCUCGUCUACUUCCUCGUCAUCCACCAUGAACACCGGUCGUGGGCCGACUUACCCCCCGAACACAGGUUCAAAGACUACUGAUCCAUCUGCUGGGGCCCACAUGGCCCACACAAACCAGGGUCUAGGCCCUGGUCCAGCCAGGGAUGGCUGGGAGGGUGGAGGCGGUGCUCCGCAGCCAGGCCGUGCACCACUGCCUGGGGCCAACAGCAUGCGGAAACCUGGAUCCCUCGGAGAAGAACCAGAAGGCAAGAGUGCUGGAGGCUGGGGUGACGUUGGGCCGUCUGAGGGGCCAGGAAAAGGCUGGGGGAGCGAGGAUCAAGAGUGGGCUGGUGACCGUAGAGGAGGUGGAGGUGGAGGAGUUGCAAGGGGUAACUGGAGAGAGUUUGGAGAACAGGGUAGUGGAGGAGGAGGAGGUGGUCGAAGUGGCUGGGGAGGAAAUCAGGAGGAGAAAGGGACAGUGGGUUGGAAGGAGAUGGGAAGAGGGGAAGGUGGAGGUUGGGGACAGAGAGGAGGAGGUGGGGGAGAGAGAGGAGGAGGUGGGGGAGAGAGAGGAGGAGGUGGGGGAGAGAGAGGAGGAGGUGGGGGAGGAGACUGGGGGCAGAGAGAUGCCAAGCCAGUAAGUGGUGGAGGAUGGUCAGAUGGGAGGGGCCGAGGUGGAAGCAACUCCGACGACAGUUCCUGGGGUAAAAUGGAUGAGGGAGGCCCACAGAGAGGUUGGGGAGGUGGAGGAGACCGAGGGGGAGGAGACCGAGGGGGAGGAGACCGAGGGGGAGGAGACCGAGGGGGAGGAGACCGAGGGGGAGGAGACCGAGGGGGAGGAGACCGAGGGGGAGGAGACAUGGGUGGAAAAGGCCACCAGGACUGGGGGGGCGGGAAGCCGCACACAGCACAGAUACCAAACAGCCAAGCGGCAUCACUUAAAGCCCCAAAUCAACAGCAGCACCAAUCACAGACCCAACAGCCACCACCAGGGUCCAUGCAGGGGGGCUGGGGCCGCUCCGGAGGACCCCAACCCCAGAGCCAGAACCAAAGCCCGGGCUGGAUCGUCGGCCCCAUCCCCCAGAUCCCUGGAGAAGCCCUGGAGCCCAGCGGCUGGGAGGAGCCCUCCCCUCAGUCCAUCAGCCGCAAGAUGGAGAUUGACGACGGGACGUCUGCGUGGGGCGACCCCACUCGCUACAACAACAAGAAUGUCAACCUGUGGGACAAGAACAGUGCCUCCCCUGGCCAGACGCAGCCACUGCAAGGCCAGGCCCAGCAGGCUCCGCCCCCUCAGCAGCAGCAGCCGCCGCCCAGGAGACAGCAGGGGAUCCCACCCAACAGGGACGCCAACCCCGCCACCGCUCCCGGCAUGGGCCCAGGUAUGUGGGGAGGGAGCAGCAACAUGGCAGGACAAUCUGUAGACAACGGCACGGCUGCCUGGGGCCAGUCCACCGAGCCCGCGGGCUGGGGCGACCCUGAGGACCCCAGCAAGGCCGGCGGCUGGAGGAACCCCUCGCCCAACCCCGUCAAGUCUGUCUCCAAGUCGGUGGGGGAGGGCUGGGGCAAGGGGGAGGGCUCUGUGUCCGCCUCCCGGAACCCCAGCUGGGAGGACGAGGACGACGGGGGCGGGGUCUGGAACAGCGCGGGCCAGCAGGGCAGUAACUCCUCCUACAACUCAGUCGGCUGGAACCAAGGCCACGGGGGCAAGAGAGGCAACAUCAAGGGUGGAGGAGGAGAGAACUGGUUGAAUCCUAUGAACCGCCAGUUCUCCAACAUGGGCCUUCUGGGCGACGACCCGAGUGUGGACAAGAAGCUGGACGGCGAUCGGAGGGGGAUGAGCGACUACAACGGAGAGAUGCGGCGAGGAGGGAGAGGGGGAGCAUACCGUAUGACCAGUUCCAAAGAGCCUGGAGACAUGGGGCCUUACGGUGACAAGGUGGCGGGUCACGGUGUGUACGGAGGCGGCAGCGGAGGGAUGCCCCCGCCACGGGGGAUACCCCAGCCUGGCAUGCACCCCAUCAACCCCUCCCAGGGGCUCCGUGCCCAAGUGCCUCAUCAGUUCCUGUCCCCUCAGGUGCCAGGCCCCAUGCUGAAGCAGAUGCCGUCUCCGGGCAGCGGCGUGGGGGGGGUGGGAGGUGUGGGGGGCGUGGGGGCAGGGGUGUUCCCCCCUCAGCUGUCCCCCCAGCAGAUAGCAGUGCUCAGUAACAUCUACCCCCACGUUCAACAGUUCCACCUGGCUUGUCAGCUCCUGCUACAGCAACAACAACAGCAGCAGCAGCAGCAGCAGCAGCAGCUCCUGCAGAACCAGAGGAAGUUCCCCCAGCCCCAGCCUCUCCGUCAGCAGGCAGACCCCCAGCAGCUGGCCAGGAUCAUGGCCAUCCUGCAGCAGCAGAGACAGCAGCAGGGCGGCGUGGGAGGAGGGGGAGUCGGGAGCUCCAAACUGUCCCCGUCUCAUCUGGGGGGGUCUCAGUCCAAGCAGCCCAUGGGAGACUCCCUGUCGCACACCGGCGGGGGGGGCCCCUUGUCAGACCUUCAUGCCAAAUCACAGGGGAUGUACUCCGGUCUGGCCCCCGGGGGCAGCUUGUCAGGCCUGGAGCUGGGCUCCAUGAUGGGGGGGGUGGGGGGCAUGAAGGACGGAGGGGGGCAGCAGUCCCGCUUCAAGUGGAUGAUGGAGGGCCACUCCCCUGCCCCCUCUCCUCCAGACACAGCCCAUCACAAGAACGGUCCUCUGCCCAACCCCAUCAAAGCCCGGGGUGGUUCCCCGUACUCCCAGUAUGAGCUGCUGGGGGGCGAGGGCCUGGGGAUGCCCCCCCAGUGCCCCUCAGACUGGCAGCGGACCCCAGGGAGCAAGAUGAGCACCAAGACUGGCACCUCCAGUUGGCCUCCAGAGUUCCAGCCAGGCGUGCCCUGGAAGGGGAUCCCGAGCGCCGACCCGGAGUCUGACCCCUACAUGACCCCCGGCAGUGUGCUGGGCUCCCCCGGACCGCCCAGCCUCAACGACUCAGACCACCAGUUACUGCGAGACAACACAGGGCCGAACCCUUCCCUCAACACCUCGCUGCCUUUACCAGGUGCCUGGCCCUACAGUGCCUCAGACAGCCCCCUCGGCAACGCACAUAGCACAGCAAAGUACUCCGACUACAAGCCCAGCUGGCCCCCUGAGCCCAUUGGACACAACAAGCUGUGGAAGACCAAUCGCAACAGCUCCCAGCUGCCACGCCCCCCUCCGGGCCUCACCAGUCAGAAGCAGGCCUCGCCCUCCCCAUGGGGCAGUGGAGGCCCGCGAUUGGCCAGCAGCUGGGGCGGAGGCAGGGGCAGUCAGGACUCUCAGUCCAGAUUUGGGCCAGGUACGGGCUUAGGCUCGGCGUGGAGUGAUGGCACGGCCUCCAGGGGCAGCUGCUGGCUGCUGCUUAGCAACCUGACCCCUCAGAUUGAUGGCUCUACCUUGAGGACUAUCUGCAUGCAGCAUGGCCCCCUGCUGACCUUUCACCUCGGCCUGACCCAGGGCAGCGCUCUGAUUCGCUACAGCACCAGACAGGAAGCAGCCAAGGCCCAGGGUGCACUGCACAUGUGCGUCCUGGGCAACACCACAAUCCUGGCGGAGUUUGUGAGCGAGGAGGACGUGGCUCGCUAUUUUGCACAUUCCCAGGCGGGAGGGGCAGAGGGGGCCGGCCCGGGGGUCACGGUAGGGUCGGGUCAGGGGUCAUCGGGGCCGGGCGCGGCCGUGGCCAGCAGCGGAGGCAGCUCCCCGGGGAGUGAGCGAGGCGGAGGAACGACUACGGGUGGAAACGGAGGAGGAGGCGGAGGAGGAGUUCUAGGUAGUGUGGGCUCAUCCAGCUCCGGCUGGCAAAGUCUGGAUGGUACGAUCAGCUCCCCGGAGGUGCCGGCGGCCCAAGGACCUGGUCUGGGCGUCUUCGCCCAGUGGAGCACCAACGGGGCUGGGGACGGGGGAGGGGGGCUGGGGGGAGGGGAGUCGAGCAGGGCAGGGCUCUGGGGUGGGGUGACGCCUGGGUACUCCGGCAGCAGUCUGUGGGGCACACCCCAAAUGGAGGACAGGCACCAAAUGGGCAGCCCCGCCGCCCUGUUGCCUGGCGACCUUCUGGGUGGAGGGGCUGACUCCAUCUGACACGCGCCCUUUAUAUAAGUAUAUGUUUAAGACACACUGACGCAACUUACACUGGGAAUCACACACAUCCAAGCACAUACAUAUGUAUACAAAUACACACAUUCAGUACUCAUUACAUAUGUACGUUUAUACAUACACACAACGUACAAGCAGAAAUGUGAGACAUGCUUACACACAUUCUCAUGGCCAGACUUAAGCUACUAUAUAUACAAAUGCAGGGACUGUUAGAUGUGUAUAAGGCCUUUUUCCACAGAUGAAGAUUUCAACUGCUAGACUUGAACCUGAAAGAAAAAAAAACACACAAAAAAAAAACAAGUAAAGUCAGUCAGUCCGAGAGACUGGCUGGAUGUCGUCGUGCUUAGUAGGGGGACUUGAGACAGAUUUACAUACACAUGCACACACCAAAUACAGAGGAGCCUUCAGACAGACGGUCACUGUAGAACAGCAUUACCUGUCUGCCGUCACGCAGGAUCCACUGUGUGGCGCAGACUCAACAGGCAGUUCCCAUUCACGUCCCUUAAAACGGAGACUGAAUCCAAACACAUGCAAACAACACUGCUCUGAUUGACAACUGAACUGUAUCUUACCGUGUAUGUCCAGUUUGUUUUUCUGUUGUUUGUUUGUAUGGUUGUUUUCAUUUAAUUUUUUUUCCGAACAGUGGAUAUACUGAAAAAUGUCAUUGUUUUUUUUUUCAAGAUGCUGACCUCCUACUGUUGUUCUCUCAGCUCUCUUUCUCACUUCUUUCUCUCUCAAUCACGUUUGUUACUGUUACUAUGAUAAUUGUUGAAUACUUCUGGCAGUAUGGGGCUGUGAUGUGUUCUCCAUGCGUGCGGGACACAUACUAAGGAAGUCCACAGUACGCGAACAACGUUUCUAUGAGUGAGAAUGAGACCAAGUGAAUAAAGCGUCGCUGCGUGUGUGAGUAUGUGAGGAUGGUGUACGUGAGCAUGUUACUGCCUGUCUUGUUAAGAGUGAGCAAGGCUGCUUAAGAAGGUCUAUACAAAAACAAUGUUUUGAGUGCAUUCGGUAUACUGCUGACUGUAUGUUCCAAGAAAUAUUGGCACUAAUGCUUUGAUUGUUUUUUUUGUUUUGUUUUUUCCUCAUUUUAAGUUGUGCGUUUUUUAGCAGAAAUUGUCUUUUUUAUCGUCCGACCUGCAAUAAUAAAAAGAACAUUUUAAUGACAAAGAGCUGAAGGCAUACGCAUUGAGUAAAAGGACAUGCCAAAUCUUAUCAAACUGUGUGGAGUGGGGGCGGGUGGGGAGGGACAGGGUUGUUUACAAAUGCAGAUAAAGAGUUACCGUACGUUUUUAUGUUUUGUUGUUGUGUUUUAAAUUAAGACAGGCUUUAACACUCCUGUUCAGUGUUUUCGUUUUGAGAUUUUACAAAGGAAAAAAUUUAUUUAAACAAAAAGAGAACAAGAUUAAUAAUAAAGAUGAAAGUAUUGGCUUCA